This is a messenger RNA of Pocillopora damicornis (cauliflower coral), 2797 nucleotides long. RefSeq lists its product as uncharacterized. The record is from RefSeq and is a predicted model, not a curated record. Gene Ontology annotation, biological process: protein phosphorylation. NCBI's taxonomy places the organism in Eukaryota, Metazoa, Cnidaria, Anthozoa, Scleractinia, Pocilloporidae. Gene Ontology annotation, molecular function: ATP binding; protein kinase activity.
AGUUGAUCGUUAUGUUGGUUCAAUGUAAACCCGUGAAGUGAUGAAUAAAUGACUGUAAAUAUAUGAAAAUUAUAUACGUGAACUGCGCAUAAAGACGUGAAUAUGAAAGCAAUAUUCGCAAUAAUGAAAACUGCUUGAGCAGUGGUGAAAAUAAGACCUAAAAAAAAAUUCAGGCCUGUAUGGGAGUUGAACGCAUGACCUCUGUGAUACCGGUGCAGUGCUCUACCUGCACUGCACCUGCUGAUUACUUAUUACUUUUGUCAUCAUUAUUAUUACCACGAUCGUUAACAUUAUCUCUAUUAUUAUUUACUGCCCAGAGCAAUCAUUUAUAACAGCUUUUGCUUGAGUGUUUUUAAUAUGUUGUUAUUAUUAUUGUUAUCAUUUUUAUGAUUAUUAUUAUGAUUAUCAGUAUUAUUACCCUCGAAGGAACUUUUAACUCCAUGUGUACGUUCGUCCUCAUAGAUGAUGGAACCAAUCAAACAAUUCCGAAAAGUAUGUCUUGACCAUCCAGAAUCCUCGUCAAUUUUUCCUCUUUUCCUAUGUAACAAUUGGGAUCAAGUAUCUCAAGAAGAGGCUGAUUCCAUCAAAAAUCACGUCAAGGGUGAAUUCAGAGAAUUCUGGCCUGAAAUAGACCCAGAUUCUCAAAUCAUUUACAUUUCAUCGCCUUACGCCACAAACGAUGAAACAGUUGUCGCGGAGUUUGCGUCACUGAUGGAUGCUAUUAAAUCCACCGCCUUGCAAAACAAUAAAGCAACGCUGCAAAUGCAGUGGAGGUGGCUUGACCUGGCCAUUUCACGUAUGACCCACCACAUGAAAAUGGUCAUGGAUCUUCUUUGCCCGCUCACCGAUCGAACAGACGUCUCUGAUUUACUUUCUGAACGCCUUCGUUACGUUGAUUUACAUUCUGAACGCCUUCGUUACGUUGAGAAGCGGCUGCGCUCAGUUGAAGACGAGUUGAAUGAGCAUUUCAGAAAACUGGCAGACGAUACCGUUAGGGAACUUUCCAAACACCUCCAGUCUUGUGAAGUUAUGGAAAAAUUUACCUCUUGGACGCUUGAAGAUAUUCCACACGCUGGAGAAAGUUGGGAGGUAACCGAAGAUCCUAUUCAAAAAGCAUUUAGGUCGCGACUUGAGAACACGAUUACCGCGUGGGAAGAAAAAAACCAAAUUUUAUUCAACACUCGCAGCUCUCUGGUCCAAUUGUCCGACCAGCGAUUUGAUGAAUGUAAGAAUCUACUCCCAUACCGAUACCUAGAGAACCUCGUCAUUACGGACGCUGCUGCUGCUAGUGGAUCAAAUACUUGCCAGUCUUCAAAUGACUUCGGGGCGGCCCAAAUAGUUAUGAUGGGGCUGACAAGUCCAAUUUGGGUUCCAUUUGUCCUAGCAGCUUUAGCUAGCAGUGUUCCAGUUGUUGGUGUCAUGACACUUAAAGAGAAAGUAAAAAAUUUGAAACGUUCAAGAAAAUAUGGAAAAGACAAACGUAGAUUCAUCGUGGGCGCCUCCCAUAAAUACCUUUGCAAAGUGGUUCAAGAGCAACAGCUUUCGCUGAUCGUGAAAGAGCAGCUCAAAGAUGUUCAUGUUUACCUUACAAAAGUUUCAUCUCGUUUGCACGAGCUCUUAGCCGCCGACAAAAUACUAUGUGAGCAGCUCAGAGAUGAGACCCGCUCUAGAGAUGAAAUUAAAAAAUGCUAUGGCCGUUUAAGAGAGAUGAGUGUGAGAGAAAAGGAAAAGAUGGCCCUCUUUUCCAUUAAAGAAUUACGGAGCAUGGAAAUAAGUCGUAAUGACUUGGAGUGGGAUCAAGACGAUCCAGCUUCACUUCUUGGAAAUGGAGCAUCCGCUUUAGUUUAUCGAGGAACAUUCAGGUUACCAGGACAGAGCGAACCAACACAGGUGGCUGUGAAAUUGUGGAGUAAAGAACUAAACGAAUACAGCGCGAUUGGCGUCCUUUCUAAGACAGAAACACUGAGGAAGCUUUGCUUUCCCUUUAUUGUCAAGUUCUAUGGAACAGCAUUGCUGAAGGAAGGCGAUCAAUUGCGCGUGAUACAUGUUUUGGAAUUGUGCAAGGAAAACUUGAUGAAUCACAUUUUUCAGAAUCCUGAAAACAUUCCUGAAUCGUCUGGAAAAACCUCCGCCAAGAAUAAUGUGCUGUGCUGGGCAAAGGACGUAGCUGCUGCCCUAGAGUUUAUACACAACCAGGGUAUUGUUCACCGCAACUUCAAGCUGGAGAAAAUCUUGCUUUCACGCAGAAAUGUCGUUAAGGUCUCUGGUUUUCGCCUUUCUGAAGAGGCUAAGAUCAUCGCAGACACCAUGACGGGAAGCGAUGCCUACCUUGCCCCGGAAGUGAUUCGUUGCAAAGAAUACGAUAACAAGACUGACAUAUACAGCUUUGGUAUAAUGCUUUGGGAGAUGUGGUAUGGUAAGAGAGCCCUCCUUGAAAAAGCAGAAUAUGUGUUGGACCAAGAGGCUGAGGGUGCAAGACCUUCAUAUGUACAAGGCACUAUCAAGCCUCCAACUGGCUGGCAAGAUCUAAUGCAGCGUUGCUGGGAUGGAAAACCCCACAAUCGACCAGAUGCGGUAGAGUGUCACAAACUGCUGACUGCGCUCUCCCAGGAAGUUUGCGCGCCAACUCUAUGAACACUAGUUAUUAGGUUAUCAUCUUAAAUGUAUUUCAUAUUUAAAGAUAGAAUUACUGGGCAACAAUAGUAAUUGCCAGUCUGAUAAAAAAAAACUCGUUCUGAUUGCUAUAGUAAGUAGAAAAGAGUGACAUACAAGGAAACAUGUAUUAUGAUAGAAUACA